CAACAACAGAAUUGACACAUUUUCGGACCCCAUAUACGAUUUGACACAACCAUCUUUUGAGUGGAUCUGCCAAGCCUCAACUUCCGGCUUUUCACCCCUUUUUUUAUACCGAACCGAGGUUUUUGAUCACAACUCUCACGACUCGUUCCUUUUUCAAGACUUGAUCAAAUCGAAGCCGACAUAUCUUGAUAUCUUGAUCCUCAGACAGGGCAGCAAUGGCGGCCGAAGGAGGCACUGAUGGAGGUUUCCAGGCGUAUCAUCAGCCUCAUGUCAUCGAGAUUCUCAUCCUCAUCUCCUUCUUUCUCUUCCUAGCCCUGUCUGACUGGCUAGCCGACAAGAUAUUUCGCGCGGGCCUAGUUGGUCAAAUCAUCGUUGGUCUUGUCUACGGUGUCCCCUUGGCCAAUAUUCUCGAGAUCAACUGGCGGGAGACGUUUUUGGCCCUGGGAUACGUGGGUCUGCUGCUGAUCACCUUUGAAGGCGGACUCACAAUUCGAUUGGAUCUCCUACGGCAAAAUUUUAUCCUGAGCACCAUCGCCGCUCUCUUUGGACUUCUUACCCCCAUCGCCUUGUCUUUUGCCCUGUUGUAUGCUGGAUUCGGUCAUGCCCCCUUGGAGGCCUUCAUCGUCGGCACAGCUCUCUGUUCCACCUCACUCGGUACCAUCUUUGUUGUCAUCAACAGUGCCUCCAACGCUACUGACUACUCUCAAACUCGCAUCGGAACUGUUCUCAUCAGCGCCGCGGUUCUCGAUGACGUUUGUGGCCUCGUCUUGGUGAGCGUCAUCCACCAGCUUCGGGGCAUAGCAGAAGAUGGUGAUGUCAACCUUGGAUGGAUCAUUGGCCGGCCGGUGCUGGCAAGUGGCUUGCUCGCAAUCUUGACCCCCCUGGUUGCCAAAUUUGUCGCAGGUCCUCUGUUUCGCCGGUUUCUGGAGAAGCCCCUGUCAAAGUUCAAGCAUACCUCCAACAUUCUCCUGAUGACGGUUGUUCUGUGUGCCUUUCUGGCCAUAGCCGCUUUUGCAGGCGCAUCAAUGCUGUUUGGAGCCUUUCUCGCCGGCGCAUUCCUCAGCAGCACACCUAGCAAGGAAAAGACCCCCUCUGAGCUAGAAACGACCUCCUUUGUGACCACAUUCGAAUACUACCUCAGUGGGCCCCAAAAGUUCAUCCUACAGCCCUUAUUCUUCGCCAGCAUCGGCUUCGCGAUCCCGUUUGGAGAGCUCUGGACCGGCGAGGUGAUCUGGAAAGGGGUGGUUUUCACCAUCCUGAUGGUCUUGAGCAAGCUGGUCGUUGGUCUGGUCGUCCCAGCUUGGGACAUAUUCUCAGCUGUGGGAUUCCCCAAGCCAGCACCGCCUGCGAACGAGAGGAUGAGCGCGGACUGGGCGCCGGCGACCCUGCUCGGCACGGCCAUGGUCGCGCGCGGGGAGAUCGGGCUGCUGAUCAUCCAGAUCGGCCUCAACGAGACGCCCUUCCUAACGCGCAAGGCGUUUGUGGUUGGCGUUUGGGCCAUUGUGCUCAAUACCAUCAUUGGCCCUGUGUCGGUGGGUGUGUUGUUGGAGAAGGUUGGCGACCAGAUAGCCACUGACAAGACGUGGGGGAUUCAGUCCAAGCCCCGAGAUAUCGAUGUCGAGUCGGCGAUGGCGCCGGAACAGCCUGGUCAAGAUGGUAGACUUCCCGAAGGGAAAGGAGAAGAGAGCAUAGGUGGCGUUUAGGGAGGUCGUCCUAGCCUUAGCUCACACCACCCAAAUCUGCCGGUCCUUCAUUUGCCAUAUUCCAGAGACCAGGGCAUCGACAAUAGUAACGGCAGCCAGAACAGCCAGGGAUCCGAAAACCAGGUCUCCUCUUCCAGGGUUGCCUCCUGGCUGUCCAAGCAAUAUGGAGACUGAAAGCUUUUCGGCGGCUCCUCGCCUCAACGCCUAGCCUUCCUCAUCCGGGACUCCUAAAAUAGAUCAGAACAGGCUCCCCACGAUUUUGGAGGAGUGACCCACGGUCUAGCCAUCACCCUGGAGGUGGCAAUACAACCAUGCUACCCGUUUCUAUCGCCGGAAAACUGCGACCUACCAACGAUACAAGUGAACACCUGAUCCUCGGAGUUAGUAACCCCACGAGGCCCGGAACAACGCUGAUGGACCCGUCUUGUUCCAUCUGCUGGUACGUAAAGAUAAAUCUGGCAUCCCCAAUAUCUGGCCUACCGAGUUGCCCUUCACAUCGGAGUCAAUUGGCCAAUCAUCCAGCUUGCCGGGUUCGGGUCUGGACAACCGCUAAUUAACCGGCUGAAGUGGCCGGUUGAUGCCUCGUUGGAGCUCGGAAGCGGACCGUUUAGAGGGGCUACACGAAGUACCAGCAAUUUAUUGAGUAGCGGACCAAGAAGAGCUGGGAAAGGACAGUUUGAUAAUGUGCCCGAGAGUGGGAAAGAUGAAUAUGAGGAGGUUGCACAUGCUCCGGGAAUGCACGAUACCUAGAUUGAUACCCUCCUAUUUUGGUGGCUGCAGGGCAUGGGUAAUAUACAAGAUGCAU
Messenger RNA from Podospora pseudopauciseta, 2508 nucleotides. RefSeq lists its product as uncharacterized. Gene Ontology annotation, biological process: proton transmembrane transport. Gene Ontology annotation, molecular function: antiporter activity. Gene Ontology annotation, cellular component: membrane. The record is from RefSeq and is a predicted model, not a curated record. NCBI's taxonomy places the organism in Eukaryota, Fungi, Ascomycota, Sordariomycetes, Sordariales, Podosporaceae. The coding region runs from base 216 to 1703 and encodes 495 amino acids. The transcript has 5 exons.